Molecule: messenger RNA, 2432 nt
Organism: Stylophora pistillata
Lineage: Eukaryota; Metazoa; Cnidaria; Anthozoa; Scleractinia; Pocilloporidae
Source: RefSeq, a predicted model, not a curated record
UUGUUUCACUCGCAGUAGCGUCUAAAGCAAUUCUCUUCACAAACGGCACAAUCAUACCACCCAAUAAUGGAUUCUAAGAUCGAAGUCGGGCAGGAGAACAUUUAUUUCGAAAUGGAGUCCAAACAGAAAGAUGACGCCGGAACCUAUGAUGAUAUAAUUCCCAGAAACGACCCUCCUCACGCAAAGCCAAACGUAGAAGCCCAGCCGUGUAAAGAUUUUGCGACAGUGAAACAUCACCGAUUAUUCUUUAUCGCAUCUGCCAUUGCCGUUGCGUCACUCUUAACAGCCCUUGCCACUUUGGUUUUAGCGGUGGCAGUGAUGGCGUCACGGAGCGAAGUUUCGACAGAUACGUCACAGCUUGAAAAGAAGGUUCAGGAGUUAGAAAGACGCCUCUCGGCCGUAGAGAAAAAUUCGAAGGUAAAAAACCAUGAUGCAUCAAUGUUGGUCGAGUCCAGGUUACUGAAUGACCUUGAGACGUACGCUUUCUCUCCAACGGGCCAGGCAAUGUGCAUUUACGGUGAUCCAGCAUACCCUCAUUGUGUGCACCUGCAGAAGCCAUUUCAACGUGGAGUGCUGACAAAUCAGAUACAGCAAUUUAAUAAGUCCAUGAGUAAAGUUCGCUCCUCUGUUGAGUGGAUUUUUGGGGACAUCAUUAACUGUUUCAAAUUUUUAGAUUUCAAGAAAGACUUGAAGUUGGGUCUGAGUCCUAUUGGUAAAAUGUACAUAGUUUGUACCUUACUUAGGAACGCACUAACUUGCUUCUAUGGUAACACAACUUCUGAUUUUUUUCCAAUUGGACCCUCCCUCUUUUCAAGAUUACCGUAUUUUCUCGAUUAAACGUGCCCGGCGUUUAAUUAAAAAUCGGCAGUGUUGACCCAACGUUUUUUUCUAGGCCGGCGUCUAAUCGGGGUCUGGUGUUUAUUAAUGAAAGGCAAUUUUCUGCCAUUUUUCAAGCUUAAUUUAUUAUUACCAAUCCUUGGAAACCUAAGGGCAGUUUGUCAGUGCUGGACGAUUUUUCCCUGGAUUACCCGAAGUUACAGUAUUAUGGUACCGUACAUGCGGCACGUGUACCACGUUGCAAUCUGUAUCACUAACUAUCACUAUUUCUAUCACUGCCGGUACACUGUAAUUGUACGCCAGUUCUAAUCCAUAUAAAUGUCAAGUUCUAAGAUGUUAACGCCCUGCGGGGUAUGGCUUCCUGUAAAGUGCCUGGUGUGGUCACAUAUACAACGCAAGGAUCUGCUCGGUUUUUUUUUUCUGUUAAACAUUUGAGCUUUAUCCUGUACAAUGUAAUACGGUACGCUAUUAUACGAAUGGAAAAUCCAGGAACCGAGGAAACAUUUGAAUUUGAUUGCUAUGUGCGGGGGUACCACGUUACCGAAAAACACUGGAAAGAUAUCGCGAUCGGUAAAGGUCUUACCGUAUGCUAUGAAGAAAACAACAAGUACGACCCAUGUGCAAUGGCUGUUUAUCGUGGGCAUGGACCUGGUAACGAAAGGAUAAAUGUCGGGCAUAUACCCAUCGAGCUAUCAUCGACCCUUUGCUUCUUCGUCAAACUGAUGGAGGGAAUAUUUCAACUAAAGUGAGACAGAAAAACUAUCGAGGAAGCAAUUUGGAACAAGGUGGCCUUGAAGUCCCUAUUUCAUUGCAAUGCGCGCGUCAGGGACAGUUUACCCCUCCGAUUCCCCCUUGUGCGGAUCGCGGGAAUUUUUGCUACAAUGUGCUCGAAAAAUUUUGUUGCGCGCUGUUUUGUGUGUAGGCGAAAGUUUGUUUCUUCGAUCAUCUUUUACCUUUUGAUGUUGACGUUUUAUUUGAGCCUGGAGAUGCCCAAAAAUAUCGCGAUUUACUCCCGGAGAGGACAACACAUGAAGAGACUGAAACAACUUAUAAACAAACGCUGGAGGGAUCCUCGCGGUUCAAAGGACAAUGAGCUCUACAAUACAAGAAAGAACGUACGUCAAUAAUACAACAUGAACACGGAUACAUUGUUAUGUUUUAUAUCGCUGUGCAGCAACUAUCCCAGUUAUACUACGCCGGUAUUUUUCCUUUGAACGUUUAUUAAGAAAUUAAUUAAUAAAAUCUUCCUUUUGCCACUAUAUUGCUAUUUUCAUGUCUCUAACUAUACAAGCUGUUAACUAGUUAUGAUAUUAGUAAAAAUAGAAAGUUUUGUGUUAAUAUUAGUAAAAAACAGGGAUUUAAAAGGGGAGGGUAGUUGUCAAAAGCCUUGUAGGGCACAAUUUGGGAUUAGAACACAAAGUGCAAUUAACAGCUUUUAAAUUAUCAGGUAAGUGCAAAAAGUUUCGGGCUCAGCAAGACCAGUGCCAACUGGCUACUUGCCCCAGGGUGCUGGAGGGCAAUGAGAAUGCUUGUCACUUGACUUAUGGUUGCCCAAAGCCUAACCCAACUGUAACCCUAACCCUAAACUGUAAUCC